AUGAGCUCCUUUGAGAAUGGUCUCGCUACUGCGCCUUCUCCAACUACCAGAUCAUCAUCGUCUACCUCUUGGGAGAAGAAAACAGCUCCCCCGCACACCAAGACAUUGCGCUGGGUAAACGACAAAAGGGGAGCCAAGAAGUCUCGUUGUGCAAGAGAGCGAAGGGACUCAGAAAGCAACCUCUCAAUCGCUUCGUCAGAGGUCUCCUCCGCCAACGUUGCUGAUGUAUCUGAAGAACCGACAUCAAUCGACACUGAACCCGACUAUACACCCAGCGCGCUGGAGUGUUUUGGAGAAUUUUCACUCAUAACAGCGCCCACUGAGCUCCUUUCAGCACAAGAGAGGGUUCUAUUUCAACAUUUCUCGGAACGAGUCGCUCCUGUCAUGGUCGUCCUCGAUUCUGUUAGCAACGGCUAUAGGCACAUCAUUCUCCCGCUUGCCUGUCAGGACCAGGUCCUCGGGCGUGCUGUGUCUGUCGUUGCUGCAUUCCACCUCGCGCAACAAGCCCCAGAUCUGGCUCCCAUCGCCGAGGCUGGACACCGCGCGGUUGUAGAGAAGCUCAGACGUGACUCGCUGGAGCUGGAGCCGAAUCAGCUCUUUAACCCUUAUACCCUCGCAACAAUCCUUGUUCUGCUUGUUGGGGACACCAUUACGGGCGCAAGCAACUAUCGUUAUCUUCUGGAGAUGCUCGCCUGCCUAAUGCGGCUGCCCGAGUCCGUGUACAUGCUUCCCGGGAGCGUGAGGGCUUUCUUCAUGCAGCAGGUGAAGAUGUUUCAAUUAUUUGGUCUCCCGUUGUCAGAUGUGGAUAAGGGCCUGCAAAUCAUGUCGACUGCUCCUGAACACUACCUCGAAUUCAUGGAUUACCCGGAAAUCGCGCCGACAUCCGAGCAAUUCAUGAACCUGCAGCUCAUGCGAUCGGCCAUUUGCGACGCUUGUGAAAUUUACAGAAACUGCGCCGACCCGUCUUCGUUCUCCCCUGCUGUGUCCGUUGAUGUGAUAGAAAGACUCCGCCACAAAGUUAUUGGGCUCGACUCCUUCAGCAAAGGUGCUCACGCACUUGUAUGGACUUACUAUAUAGCCGCCGCGGAGAGCGUAUCCCCUGAGCACCGAGAAUUCUUCACCGAACGUCUGGGAUCGCUCUACCAGUAUACCAGAUUUGGCAGCAUUCCCGCCGCCCUCCAGGCUCUUCAGACGAUAUGGAACAGGAGGAAGGCGCGGAAGUGGAUUGAGAUCAUCAUGGACGACGCACCUAUCCUAGUCAUGUAG
Thyridium curvatum is the source of this 1266-nucleotide messenger RNA. RefSeq lists its product as uncharacterized. The transcript has 3 exons. The record is from RefSeq and is a predicted model, not a curated record. The coding region runs from base 1 to 1266 and encodes 421 amino acids. Gene Ontology annotation, molecular function: DNA-binding transcription factor activity; transcription cis-regulatory region binding. Gene Ontology annotation, cellular component: nucleus. NCBI's taxonomy places the organism in Eukaryota, Fungi, Ascomycota, Sordariomycetes, Thyridiales, Thyridiaceae. Gene Ontology annotation, biological process: positive regulation of transcription by RNA polymerase II.